CUGGCUGGUAUUAGUUGAGAUUUAGACGCCGAUCGUGCCGCUUGUUCGCGUGCUUCCGUCGAUCAAAUACAUUCGCGGGUUCUCAGCAGUGGGUGAGUUUUCAGUGGUAGGAGUGUUUUGAUCUGUUGAAAAAAAAAAUAAAAGCGUUCUUCAGACGAAACCGCACGGGCAUUAGAGUCACGAUAGUUGUGUGGGAGCAACGAGAAAUUUAAAGUAAAUGUGCUGCUCAUAAUUGGCUACGGUAGAUAGCAAUUUCCGAAAUAAAAUCGAAGCAUAGUACCAGUGGUAAGGUCAUAAAGAUUGAGUGAAAACAAAAGGAAGAAAGAGCGAGAAAAAAUGUGAUCAACAGUGAUAAAGAGCGGGUAGCAAAAGUUAACCAAACAAGUCAACUAUCAGCAGAAGAAAAUGUUUUAUGCGUUGCGACUGGUGUUGCGUAACCAUUUCCAUCAACAUCAACAGCGACAUCGAAAUCGGCAGCAGCAGCAACAGCCAGUGAUACAACAAGUGCUUUCACUGCAACCGGCGUUGUGCAUCUGAUAUCGGUGGAAGCCGGAAUUGAAAUUGUAAAACCAUCUGUAAUUAGUGCGAUCUCGGAAGGAAUCUUACUUCGCGUUUGGCCUUUCGGCAACCGGUAACCAAAGAUCGUGAUCGCGUUACGGAAGAAACAAGUUGCGCCCACAUUUCGGUGCGGUUAUUUGGCUUCGGGCGGAUGGUUGUGUGCCAGGGUGACUAAGUGCAGUGAUUGGUUAGCGAUUGUGGGAAAUAAUAUAAAUCAAUAGUGCGGCAAAAAAUGGGAAAGUCUAACCACCGAUUGCCACGGCUGAUUUGGCUGAUAGGAUUACAGUGCAUCGUGUUUGCAGUUUGUACAGGACAGAGUAGCAGUGAAGAUAUAUCAACGACGACAAAUGAAUCCAGCACAACUCUCACCAACGAUGAGUCAAGUUCACUCGCACCACUGGGUGUUGUUCCUCUUACCAAACCCAUCAAUAACAAAAAUGAAACGACAACCAAAGAGACGGUAACGUCUGACAGCGUCAGCUCCUCUUCAACGCAGAAUCCCGCAAGCCAGGAGUCAUCUUCACACCUGGCGACGUCAUCGGAAUCCGUAUCGAAUGAGGCAAGCAGCAGUAUGGAGAUGCAUUCAACUGAGAAACCGGUUCUGCUCCACGUCCAAUCUAUGGCUGAAGCCAGCAACGAUCGUAAUCCGGAUAAUUCUCCCUCCAUACUGGACCACUUUGUCCCAGUGGGAGAAAGUUCGUCAGAAGAAUUACUUAAAAUGAGCGAUGUGAAAUCAUCCGGGGAAGCCAUACCUCAAGGGCGCUCGAUUGGAUUCGGUUUCGAUGGGCCAAUUAAUUUCGUCACUGCUCCAGACCUAGCCACAACAGCAACCACUCGGGGUCCGACCACUGAGAGCCCCACUACUACCGUAGGCUACGACAAAAAGUUCCAUACCGAACUUGCUGACCUUUCGGAUAUAAGUAUGGAGGAAGAUGAACGUGACGGUGCGGAAGGAGGCACCGUACAUAGCAGGGAAGAUGAGGCUGAACGAAGCCACCAUAACACAACCACGAGUCACAUGAUGGUGCCACACUCAACCGGACGGGAUCUAACGAUGAUGGUCGUCGAUGAGUGCAUCUACAAUGGCGUCGAAUACAAGACGAACCAAACCGUGGACCGGCAAUGCGAGGAACGGUGCACCUGUGAAGACGACGGCAAAUGGCGCUGCGAGCCGCGGUGUGCGAGGCCGUUCGUGAAGCGGGGGAAAACUCUAUCGGAUCCCGGCUGCUUCGAGGUCCCUUCCAAGACGGAUGAGUGCUGUGCCAUGCUGGUAUGUGGGGCUGCAUCGGAGCGACUUGUCGAUGGACGAAUGGAUCGUAUCGGCAAUUCCACGGAUAAGAUCCCGACGACAUCGACAGCGAUCGUCACGAGUUGCAUUUACCGCAAUCAAUCGUACAACGUCAACGCAAAGGUGGAAAUUGGUUGCGAGAAAAUCUGCACCUGUAACAUUGAAGGUGAACUGGAUUGCGUGCCUCGCUGUCCUACCAUGAACGAAACCCGUUCCGAGCACUGCGUUACCGUUCCCGAUCCUAACGAUGCCUGUUGCAAUCGAGAGUUUUGCGAUGUGAUUCUUGAUGACCACGAACAGAAUAGUGCACUAAUGAUGAUGGCUCCGACCUCGUCUGCAUCUCCAAUGGCAGCGACUAGCACUGAGAAGAACGAUUUUAUUGGGGAAAUCGAUCAGUGCGAGUACAAGGGAAAAAUGUACACUAAAAAACAGCAAUUCCACGACGAAUGUAACGCUUUGUGUCUGUGUACAGAUGCUGGUGUACAUUGCGCCAAAAUCGAGUGUCCCUCGCACUUUGGAUUGGACGUUCUCGAUCCCCAUUGUUUACGGUGGGAACCGGAUCCUGCAACAUUCCGUGCGAUCGCACCACGGUGCUGUCCGGAGCGCAUGAAGUGUGUUGAUAAUGGAACUUGCAUAUUCAAAGGUCAACCUUUUGACAAUUGGUCGGAGAUUCCAAGCAAUUUAACCGGUUGUGAUCAGCAUUGCUAUUGUGAAUCAGGAAAGGUUGAAUGUAGACCCGCUUGCCCACCCGUUCCAGCGACUCCUCCGCCGAGUUUACCUUGCAAUCCAAGAAUGGCGCGACUGGCUCCGCUUCCCGAUGAUGAUUGCUGCAAACAUUGGACUUGCUCUAACGGAGAACCGGCACUAACAGGUAACGAUGUUCUCAAGCCGCUGCUAAUGCCAGACACGAUAAAUCAAUUUCUUCCUUCAAAAUCACCGAAGAACGAUAAAGUAGAAAAAACCAAACCGGAAAAAGAACCGGAAGCGCCGAAAGAUCCCCAACAUGUUCCAUUCUAUCCAACCGUUGAUGGAAAACCACCAAAAGUCCCGCAGGAGAAACCACACAAGAAAUAUCCUAAAGAGGAUGCUAAAAAAGAUCAUUACAAUAAUAUUUUCAAUGGCAACGAACAAUCCGCACCUGGCGACCAAAAGUACGAAUAUGGCGGUUACGACGAUGCACCGAAACCGGCCACCCUUGGAGUGCAACGUCCGGGACCACCGGGAUAUUACGGUCCGGAAAUUAAACCCGGCUACAACGAGUACAAUCCAUACAUCCACGUAAGCGGUCCACCGGGAGCCGUUCCGUUACCACCGGGAGGUCAGCUACCGCACCACCCACUGGACAAACAGUUAAUCAAUGCGCUUGGACCGAACCCACAGAACAUUCCACCCAACAUUCGCAUCGAACAGUUGCUUCAGCAAAUUCAUGCCCAAGACCCCAAUCCCGGCCCCAUCCUGCACGGUCAAAACAUCAACAGCAACCCCUACCCGCAUCAGCAUCAACCGAUCGUACCACCUCAGACUACCCACCAGACAGCGGCCGCCGCCAACGGUAUCAACUAUAAUCAGUACGGUGAGCCGCUAGACAUUGGACCGCCACAUUCCGCACCGCAAUCACCAGGUCCUAACCUCGGUUUUCCUUCCCUGCAGACCGAUUUGAAGGUACUAGCGUUGGACGCAAUUGAUCCGAACACGGUGCGCGUUAUAUUCAUCGUCCCGCAGGUGUUUGUUGGACUGCACGGCCGAGUCGAGCUGCGGUACACCCGCACGCGAAACAACGACACAUCCACCUGGCAGGCACAAGUGUUCGCCCCGCCAGACGAUCUGAUCGCCACCUCUCAGCUGGAAUUUGAACUGCCCGGUCUCGACCCGAACACCGAAUAUCGGGUCAAGAUUACGCUGGUCCUGCGGGACGUAAGCUCGCAGCCAUCUAGUCAAAUAUACAACGUUCGAACGCCUUCCGAUCGAGUGAUCACCCCACCGCCCCUGAUCAACACCGAUUUACACUAUCCUCAUUUGAGUCAUCCUACCAACUUCCUCAAAGAGAUCAUCCAAGAUCCGGUGCUGAGGGCGAAUGAUAUCAACUCGACCUGGGCUAAGAUAACCUGGCGCAAGCUGGAUGACGAGGAACUGGACUACGUGGAUGGUAUUCAACUGCGCUACAAAGAGAUCGAUGGUAUGGUGUACGACGCAACUCCACUGAUUCAUCGAGCGCUGAGUGAAUAUACGGUAGAAAAUCUGAAGCCCCAAACUCGGUACGAAAUGGGAAUAUUUUUCAUUCCUUUCCCCGGCCAUGGUGAAGAAGUGCGGGCAGGAGAGAUGUUACAGUUUACUACCGCUCAACGAGUCGACAUGUACGGAUUCGAGGUGGUCGUCAAUGUCAGCAAGAUAAAGGCCGGCAGUGUCGAGGUAAGCUGGUCCGGUGUACCAUAUCCGGAGGAUAAAUACAUCAAUAUCUAUCGAGCCAUUUACCAGAGUGACAGCGGUAAGGAGGACUCGAGUGUUUUCAAAGUAGCUAAACGCGAUUCUACCACUGGAACACUUAUAAUGGAUCUUAAACCUGGCACUCGGUACAGACUUUGGUUAGAGAUGUACCUUACGAACGGAAGCAUAAAAAAGAGUAAUGUGGUGAACUUCAUUACGAAACCCGGUGGACCAGCGAUACCUGGAAAACCUGGAAAGUUAUCGGUAGCCGGCUCUGAUGCCCUGCCGGGUGAUUAUUACGGACCGCUAGUGGUCGUGGCAGUGAUAGCAUCCCUUGCUGUGAUGUCCACCCUGAUACUGCUUCUCAUACUCACCAGAAGGCGAGUACAAAGUGCCACAAUUACUCCGCCGCGUAAGAACGAAGUUUCCUACGAUAACCCUAGCUAUAAAGUCGAAAUUCAGCAGGAAACAAUGAAUCUGUAACAUCGGCAAUUGUCUUUUUGAACCGCCAGAAAUUCUAGUUCGACAACAAGAGAAACGAUUUUAUCUAUUUAUCGACUGCCAUCGAAAGGCAAUUUCUGUAUAUUUAUUUUAUUCUUUAGACCUUGCUCUACAUUGUACAUAAGCUAGGAAAGUGAGGCAUCACAUACGCCGAGUCGCUCUGAUCAAAUCUAAGACUAAAAUCCGUCCUCAAUUUGUCCCAGCAUGAAGACCAAUGAAAAGGAUCAACUAUUUUCCAGCAGUCUUCCGCAUAACCUCAGUUGAACGUUACAUUAGAAAAAAAAAAACACAUAGUACGUAUGCAAAUUGUUUAGAAUCUAGGAUGAAUUAAAUGAAACGCAUUCCCAGUGACCAUUCCACAAGACCGAAAUGCGAAAUGGUGAAACCAAAUGGACUGGCUCAAGUAAUUUCGAGUACUAGUUAUGAACAGAAGAUCCCCUACUGAUUUGUAGUUUAGGUAAAGUCGAUUCUAAUUAAGCAAAGGCUGUAAAUACAUACUACAUCGUGAAUCGAAAUGUCUAAUUCCGUACUUUAGCUAACCAUAGUUGUUCUAGCGUAAUGUUUGAUUUAUUUUUUUGUAAAUAAGAGAUAUUUUUAUACUACUAAA
This is a messenger RNA of Wyeomyia smithii (pitcher-plant mosquito), 5378 nucleotides long. It is a transcript of the gene sas, whose product is annotated as putative epidermal cell surface receptor. Bases 791 to 4753 code for a protein of 1320 amino acids. The transcript has 10 exons. Gene Ontology annotation, molecular function: protein binding. The record is from RefSeq and is a predicted model, not a curated record. Lineage: Eukaryota; Metazoa; Arthropoda; Insecta; Diptera; Culicidae.